Molecule: messenger RNA, 2814 nt
Organism: Choloepus didactylus (southern two-toed sloth)
Lineage: Eukaryota; Metazoa; Chordata; Mammalia; Pilosa; Megalonychidae
Gene: SSB
Product: small RNA binding exonuclease protection factor La
Exons: 12
Coding region: 122-1339 (405 amino acids)
Biological process (GO): RNA processing; positive regulation of translation
Cellular component (GO): nucleus; cytosol; ribonucleoprotein complex
Molecular function (GO): RNA binding
Source: RefSeq, a predicted model, not a curated record
GGGACGGCCCCCAUCUUUUUUAAGCGCGUUAGGGCCUCCGGAGGCGUUGGAAGUGCAGGCUGUUGCUGCUGGUGGUCCUGCGGCGCGGCUCUGCGACAUCAGGUCCCUAAAGGUUGCCACAAUGGCUGAAAAUGGUGAUAAUGAAAAAAUGGCUGCCCUGGAGGCCAAAAUCUGUCAUCAAAUUGAGUAUUAUUUUGGCGACUUUAAUUUGCCACGGGACAAGUUUUUAAAGGAACAGAUAAAACUGGAUGAAGGCUGGGUACCUUUGGAGAUAAUGAUAAAAUUCAAUAGGUUAAACCGUCUAACAACAGACUUUAAUGUAAUAGUUGAAGCAUUGAGCAAAUCUAAGGCAGAACUCAUGGAAAUAAGUGAAGAUAAAACUAAAAUCAGAAGAUCUCCAAGUAAACCUCUCCCUGAAGUGACUGACGAGUAUAAAAAUGAUGUAAAAAACAGAUCCGUUUAUAUUAAAGGCUUCCCAACGGAUGCAACCCUUGAUGACAUAAAAGAAUGGUUGGAAGGUAAAGGUCAAGUACUAAAUAUUCAGAUGAGAAGAACAUUGCACAAAGCAUUUAAGGGAUCAAUAUUUGCUGUGUUUGAUAGCAUUGAAUCUGCUAAGAAGUUUGUAGAGACUCCUGACCAGAAAUACAAAGACACAGACCUGCUAAUACUUUUCAAGGAAGAUUACUUUGCAAAAAAGAAUGAAGAAAGAAAGCAACAUAAAGUGGAAGCUAAAUUAAGAGCUAAACAAGAGCAAGAAGAAAAACAGAAGUUGGCAGAAGAUGCUGAAAUGAAAUCUCUAGAAGAAAAGAUUGGAUGCUUGCUGAAAUUUUCGGGUGACUUAGAUGAUCAGACCUGUAGAGAAGAUUUGCACAUCCUUUUUUCAAGUCAUGGUGAAAUAAAAUGGAUAGACUUUGUCAGAGGAGCAAAAGAGGGAAUAAUCCUAUUUAAAGAAAAAGCUAAAGAAGCACUGGAUAAAGCCCAAGAUGCAAAUAAUGGUAACCUACAAUUAAGAAACAAAGAUGUGACUUGGGAAGUAUUAGAAGGAGAGAUGGAGAAAGAUGCAUUGAAAAAAAUCAUAGAAGAUCAACAAGAAUCCCUAAACAAAUGGAAAUCAAAAGGUCGUCGAUUUAAAGGAAAAGGAAAGGGAAAUAAAGCUGCUCAGGCUGGGUCUGCUAAAGGAAAAGUACAGUUUCAGGGCAAGAAAACUAAGUUUGAUAGUGAUGAUGAACGUAAUGAAAAUGGUGCUGCUGGAACAGUGAAAAGAGCAAGAGAAGAAGCAGACAAGGAAGAACCUGCAUCAAAACAACAGAAAACAGAAAAUGGUGCUGGAGACCAGUAGCUUAGGAAACAAAAUUUUUAUUCAUUUUAAUUAGAUUUUAAGCUGCUUUUGUCUUUGGAGUUUUUAAAAAGAAAACCGAAUUAGGUCCACUUCAAUAUCCACCUGUAAGAAAGGAAAGAUUUUUUUUUUUUUUUUUGGUCUUUUUGUUUUGUUUUGUUAUCCACUUGAGUUUUUUUUAAUGUAUAUUUCUGUUUGUGUUAUUUCAGAUGGUUCAAAUAUCAAAGGGAAGUUUCUUCCACUAAAUUGCCUUUGUAAUAUGAGACUGUGUUAGUACAAACUUAAUAAACUAUAUAAACAGAGCAAAAACUUAGUUUAUUUUUUCUUUUUUGUGCCCAAAGCAUUUGAGAAAGGACUUGUUAACUUAAACCAUAGUAUUGGCUGAUUAGAUCAUUGGCCCAUUGUACAGCUACCUAUCAUAUUUCCUAACUUCUUGUAUCGACUAGGCUUUCUGUCUUAUAUCUACCUGGACAACUUGAUGUAAUAAUGACUUAUUACAAAGCUUUUCAUACUGAAAUGUCAUUAGGCCAGAAUCAAGAGACUUACUGAUUUCUUUUUAUGAAAUUUGUAUGAUGCUGGAAGGUCAUAUCGCAGCUCUGUAAAACAAAAGCCAUCUAAUGAUAAAAAUUGCAUUUCCAAACAUUUACCACUCUGAUUAACUGCUGGUAAGCCUAACAUUUUAGAGCUAUAACACUUUCACUUUUCUAAGAACUGGCUUGAGAUAUCCCUCAAAUGAUAAUUAACCAUGGCAAACUGAGGUUGGCAGUUCUGCUAAUUUGGCCAUUUAUACUGAAACUUAGUUACAGGGGAGUUUAAAAGAAUAACAAAUGGACAAAAAAAAUACCUUUUCAGUUUUAAUUUCCUGAUAAUCUAUAGUUACCUUAAUUGUAAAAACCAUGAUUUCAAAAUCUUAUUUUUUUAAAGAAUAAUGUAAUUAAAACCCAUUUUAGAGGAGUGGAAAUGAGUUACGUUAUCCUUUGUUUUCUGCAUCAUGAAUUCUGACCCUCUAGAUCAGAGCUCAAAUUUUAAUGUACAAUCAGGUCACCUGGGGAUUCUUAUUCAGUAGGUCUCAGUAGGGUCUGAAAUUCUGCAUUUCUAACAAGCUCCCAAGAGAUGUCAGUGCUGAUGGUCUGAGGACCACUCUUGUAAUAAGAAGGCUCUGAACUGGUAUACUGUUAGAACUUCUAAGUGUUCCAUAUCACAUUCUGGAUUGUAAUACCUUAAAUUAGGUAAGGUAUUCUUUUUACACAUUACAUUACUAUGUAAAUUAUGACCAGUGAUAUUGCUAGUUGUAUGUUUAACACCACAGUGCCAAUUAAUGGCCAGUUUAUCAUCACAUAAAAACCAAUUUUCUCUAUUGCAUUCUAUUUCAGACCUUUCAAAAUUAUUUGAUUAUAGUUAGCUUCUAGUAACAUGCUGUUCCCAUUUUGAUGUUUGUGAAUAUUACCCAAUUUACUAAUAAAAAUUAUCAAACAUGA